Messenger RNA from Oryzias latipes (Japanese medaka), 3535 nucleotides. Its product is annotated as WD40 repeat-containing protein SMU1. Gene Ontology annotation, molecular function: protein binding. NCBI's taxonomy places the organism in Eukaryota, Metazoa, Chordata, Actinopteri, Beloniformes, Adrianichthyidae. The record is from RefSeq and is a predicted model, not a curated record. Gene Ontology annotation, biological process: mRNA splicing, via spliceosome.
AUUAAGGCAUGAACUGGUAUGUCUGCAGAUGUGGCUCAGACGCAUCCUGUGUCUGCUUUUCAUUCUGACGCACCAACAUUUCGCCAGAGGUCCAUUAGAAUAAUAAUGCUUCCCCUCCUGCACGGGGCUCCUACAGUUGCGCACGCUCUGCUACACGGGGUGUGAUGUCUGUGGUGCUGAUGUUGCGGCUGUGGCGGAGACUGCAGCCGCAGCAGCCCGCCUCCGCGGCGCGCAACGUGCUGCGAAGCGUCAACUCGGUGUGCGUCAGGGAUGAGGCGCACAUGAGACCCUCAUGUGCGAGUCACAGAAAGAGGCACGUGUAGUGGGUGGUCCCCUGCACAUGGCUUUCACGUGGCCCCAGCAAACACAGAGCCCCGUUUCCAGCUGCCACAACGUCAGUCCGGUGCGGCAACAGCAGCACGCAACAUCACUAUACCAUGGCUGUGGAGAUGGAGCCCACGGAUGUGAUCCGCCUCAUAAUGCAGUACCUGAAGGAAAACAACCUCUACCGCACGCUGAGCACCUUGCAAGAAGAAACCACCGUCUCACUCAACACAGUGGAAAGCUUUGAAAGCUUCAUUGCAGACAUCAACAGGGGUCACUGGGACUCUGUCUUGUUGGCCAUCGAGUCCCUCAAGCUGCCUGACAACAUACUCACUGACCUCUAUGAGCAGGUGGUGAUGGAGCUCAUAGAAAUGAGGGAGGUGGGAGCCGCUCGCGCUCUCCUCAGACAGACUGAUCCCAUGAUCAUGCUGAAGCAGACCCAGCCUGAGAAGUACUCACGUCUGGAGAAGCUGCUCACUCAGCCUUACUUUGACCCCCGGGAGGCGUACCCUAAAGGCAGCAGCAAGGAAAAGCGGCGCAGAGCUCUGGCUGAAGCUCUAAUGAGGGAGGUCUGCGUGGUGCCACCUUCUCGCCUCAUCGGGCUUUUGGAACAAGUCACUUGCAUGACACGGCAGCAGAAUCCGGGUUGUAUCUCUGCCGACAUGAUCGUCGACUCUUCGGGGAAGAAGGAGCAACAUGUGGAGAAAGACAGUUUUCCAACGCAGCUGUACAGACACAUAAAGUUUGGGCGCCACUCACAUGUGAGAUGUGCCCGUUUCUCACCUGAUGGACGGUACUUGAUAACAGGAUCAGUGGAUGGCUUUAUUGAGGUCUGGAAUUUCAACACAGGAAAAAUUAACAAGGACCUGAAAUAUCAGGCCCAGGACAGCUUCAUGAUGAUGGACGACGCCGUGCUUUGCAUGUGCUUCAGUCAAGAUACAGACAUGCUGGCCACUGGAGCUCAGAACGGCAAAAUAAAGGUGUGGAAAAUCCAAAGUGGUCUGUGCCUGCGUAGGUUUGAGCACGCUCACAACAAAGGUGUGACUUGUCUGAGCUUCUCCAAGGACAACAGUCAGAUCCUCAGUGGUUCCUUCGACCAGACCCUCAGAAUUCAUGAACUGAGGUCGGGGAAGACACUCAAGGAACUAAAUGGUCAUUCAUCAUUUGUAAAUGAUGCAGCCUUCAUCAGAGAUGGAUCUCACAUCAUCAGCGCUUCAUCUGAUGGCAGCGUGAAGAUUUGGAACAUAAAGUCCUGUGAAUGCAUUAGUAAUCUGUCAGCAGCGCCAAGUAUUCCUGUGAACAACGUGAUUCCUCUGCCCCAAAAUCCCCAGCACUUUGUGGUUUGUAACCAGUCCAGCACAGUGGCAGUCAUGAGCAUGCUCGGUCAGACUGUGAAGACCUUCACUCCUGACCGGUCACAGACAGUAAACUUUGUGUGUUGCACCACGUCACCCCGGGGGGAGUGGAUCUACUGUGUGGGCGAGGACUGCGUGCUGUACUGCUUCAAAUACUCAACAGGAAGGCUGGAGAAAACGCUGACUGUUCACGAGAAAGAUGUCAUCGGCGUUGCUCACCACCCACACGAGAACCUGCUCGCCACGUACGGCGGGGACGGCCUGCUCAGGCUAUGGAAGCCUUAAGGAUGGGAGGCAGUAGCUUAUGGCAGCUGCAUCUGUGGGAAAGAAUGUUUUUAAACGGAGUUUUUUUAGAACAACGUAUAAACAAACACAACAACAAACCACUUGAUCGCAAACUGUUGAGGAACAUCACUUAUAAUCUGUAGCCAUAAUCUUAUUAAAUCAUAUUUUAUGGUAAAUGACAGACAUUUGCCUUUGAUAUGUUUUAUCUUUCUCUUUUUUAUCCAAUGAAAUUCCAUAAAAUGUAUCCAUUUAGGAACUUGAAACUGUUUUUGGCUUAUAUUACAACACAUUUUGAGGAUAUUAUGCCGUUUUGAGUGGCGUCGCAGUCUUCCAUGCUUUAUGCAGUCUUCCACAUACUGUACAUCCAAUCUCAGUGGUGCCAUUUCCCUCCAAAUUCAUCUUUUUUCAAAAGACAUAUAUUUAAAUAGUUACUAUCUUAAAUUUAUACCUUUUCUGGUCCAAAUUCUUUUUAAUUUACUGAUUUCUGAGUGUUCUCUGCAUGUUAUUUCAAUUCCCUGAAUGCUGACGUAUACAAUUUCUAGUAUAUGCAUGGGGAUUAAACUUCUUUUUUUUGUGUGCUUUCAUAACUGUGGCUUGUGCUAUUAUUUUUUUUUAUACACAUUGGUGUUUUUUGUGGAUAAACAUGCCUGCAGAUGAAAAAUAAAAAAUUGUAUUGCACUAUCUGGUGUUGUGGUAUAUUUCAAAGCAAAGUAAAUGUUCACUAUAGUAUAUAAUCUGUGAAAAUUUAAAUUAUAAAAAAAAAAUCUCAAAUUGUCAGUUUUUUUAUAAAGGUAAAGUUUAAAGUACAAAGUCUGAAAAUGAGAUUAGAUUAAAAAAAAUAUUUUUUUUUAAAUAUUUUUGUACAUUAAGACAUAAUAAAAAAAGCCCAGACAAGUUAUGGUUGUAGAUAAAUACAAGCUCAGAUUUAAAAAAGUUUUAUCAGUUUUCUGUCAAAAGAUGUCAAUUUCUGCUAACGGAAAGUUUCCACUUGAGAAAAAUGUUUCAGCUUUCAAGGAAAACCUCAAGAAUAGCCUUAAUGGUCUUGUUGCUAAUACAAGGAAAAAAAAUUAAAGUAAUCUUAUAAAUUAGGACAUUUUUAUUUAUUAAGAAAAACAUGAGCACAGACAAUCUUGGUCAAAAAACAAACCAAAAAACAAAAGUUCAGUUUAGACCUUGAGAUCCUUUCGUUUGUAGCUCAGUCCUCUGACAGUCUGAAGACUAAGAAAUGCACAUUGUUUAAAAUAAAAUCAGCACUUUCUUCUGUGAUUCCAUGUGUUGCAACAUCCAAAGAAAGUCCAAGGCAACAGAAAGGAAUAUUUAAGUCAUGAUCAAGCUUUGAAAAAAGGUAAACACUUCAACAGGGUAUUAAAACUGUCCAUCUUUAACCUUUCUUAAUCAAUUUAAAUAUUAUACAAAUACCUUUUUUUCUGCUUUUCCUCUUGAUAGAAUUUAAAUACAGUUUGGCACAGUAUAAGAUGGGUUAGAUAACAGCACUUCUUAAAUCUUUUAAGGUGUACAGAAGCCAAGUAUCAUCCAGGUGCUUUGGAGUUUAUUACACUUACAAAAAAAAA